AUGGACCAAUUUACAACCACUUCAUCAUCUGACAAUGAACUAGACAACACUUCGGCAUUCCAUCUUCAUGAAUUAUCAAAAGAUGUAGAUGAGAGUGACGGAGAGGAUAACAUUAGUGACGACGAAGACGAUAAGAACAAUAUUAACCAUUCUUUAAAGAAUAAAGUAAAUUCAACUUCAAAUAAUAAUGCAAAGUCACAAUUAUCAUCAUCUUCAUCAUCGACUACAACCCUAGCUAGUAAUGAUGUACCAUUCUCUAGAAUAUUUGUUAUCUGUGGAAAAGAUGUGACAGAGAAUCAAUUGGCAGUUGCUUUCCAACCAUUUGGAACAACUGAAAUCAAGAUUGUAGUUGACAAGGAUACCCGUGAAUCAAAGGGCUAUGCCUAUAUCAAAUAUCAAAAGGCAUCAUCUGCUGCACUUGCAAUUGAAAAAAUGAAUGGAACCAUCUUAUCUAUCUCUAACAAUAAUGGAACCAAUAGUACUACUACUUCUACUACUAGCACUACAACCACAACAAACAACAACAAUACUACUACUACCACUGAUGACAAAUCACCUACUGCUGCUGGAGUACCUUUAAAGGUUAUGAUUGCAGAGGUUAAGGGACAAAAGUCAAAGGUACCACCUUCGACCGAUCCAGAAGAUUCUCCACCAAACUCUAGACUCUUUGUCAUUUGUAAAAAGGACGUUAGUGAAGCUGACCUUACCAACAGAUUCAAGGAAUUUGGAAACCUUGAACAUGUAAAGAUUGUUCGUGAAAGAGAUACUCACGAAUCAAAAGGUUAUGCUUUUGUAAAGUUUUCUAAAAGUUCAACUGCUGCUUUGGCAAUGGAAACAAUUAAUGAAUCUGAUGAUAAAUCAUUAAAAAUUAUUAUUGCUUUACCAAAAGGUAAAACCAAUAAUACAAAGCCAGAAGCAACAGCAACACCAUUAGCUCAACCAUUCCCAAUGAUUGGAAAUCCAUAUCAAUUCCAAAACGAAUUCCCAAAUCCAUAUUUCCCAACCAUCUCUAGACAAAGAUUAUUUGUUGUUUGUCACAAAUCUGUAACUCAAGAAAAUCUUUAUAAACUAUUUUCCAGAUACCCUGGCAUGGAAUAUUGUGAUCUUAAAAAGGAUAAAACUACCAACAAAUCAAAAGGUUUUGCAUAUGUUAAUUAUAGUACUCCUCAAGCCGCUUUACUUGCUAAAAAUGAGUUGAAUGGUAUUAAAUAUCCAUCAGGAUAUUCCUUAAAGGUUGUAUUUGCUGAACCAUUAGGUAUUAAACAAGCUCCACAAUCUAUUGAUCCAACCAUUUCAUCAAUUCAAAAUAGUUUUGCUCAAAUGCCAUUUACUAGAAGAAAUUCAAAUAAUGACAAUAGAAAGCGACAAAAGAUUUAA
This is a messenger RNA of Cavenderia fasciculata, 1377 nucleotides long. RefSeq lists its product as uncharacterized. Gene Ontology annotation, molecular function: RNA binding. The record is from RefSeq and is a predicted model, not a curated record. The transcript is spliced from 5 exons. Lineage: Eukaryota; Evosea; Eumycetozoa; Acytosteliales; Cavenderiaceae. Bases 1 to 1377 code for a protein of 458 amino acids.